Cyanistes caeruleus (blue tit) is the source of this 1401-nucleotide messenger RNA. Lineage: Eukaryota; Metazoa; Chordata; Aves; Passeriformes; Paridae. The record is from RefSeq and is a predicted model, not a curated record.
UGUCAUUGGGAGGGGCAGUGAUGUCACCGGGAGUGGUGGUGACAUCACUGGGAGGGGCAGUGACGUCACCAGGAGUGGGAAUGAUGUCAUUGGGAGGAGCGGUGACAUCACCAGGAGUGGGAAUGAUGUCAUCGGGAGGGGCGGUGACAUCACCGGGAGCGGGGGUGAUGUCGUGGGUAGAGGUGGUGACGUCAUGGGGAGGGGUGAUGAUGUCACGGGGAGGGCAUCACGUGGUCAGGGACAGCGCGGUGACGUCAUCACCGAGGACGGUGACGUCACGGUGGGGAGGGCACGGCGGCGGCGGGGACACCCCGGGGACGAUGACGGCGGCGUCGGGGCCAAGGUCGCCAGGUUUGGGGGUGAUGACGUCAUCGGCGACCGCAAUGACGUUACCACUGCCACCGGCGCCAUCAUACGCCAUCACAAUGACGUCAUCGCCAGUCACAGUGACAUAAUAAGGGGUCACGAUGACAUCAUAAACCAUCAUGAUGAUGUCAUAACGGUUAAUGAUGUCAUAAGUAGUCAUGGUGACGUCAUGAGGGAUCAUGACGGUGUCAUGAGUGAUCGCAGUGAUGUCACAAGGGGUCACGAUGACGUCAUAAGGGGUCGCGAUGACGUCAUAAGAGGUCACAGCGAUGUUGUAAGGGGUCGCGAUGACGUCAUUGCUGGUAAUGAUGACGCCAUAAGGGGUCACGAUGACGCCAUGAGGUGUAAUGAUGACGUCAGAGGGGCUCACGAUGACGUCACAAGGUGUCACGAUGACGUCAUCCGCCGUCUCGACGACUUCGCCGCCUCCCUGGGCGCCGUCCCCCUGGACCUGACGGGUCACGUGAUCCCGGGGGCGGCCGAGGUGGGCGCCGCCGAUGACGUCACCGCCGCCGGCGACGACGUCGCCGGCGAUGACGUCACGGGGGGUUACCUGCUGCGCGGCUGCGACGUGUUCGUGACGCGGGAGCCGUGCGCGCUGUGCGCCAUGGCGCUGCUGCACGCCCGCGUGCGCCGCGUCUUCUACGGCAGCAGCCGCGCCCAGGGAGCGCUGGGGACGCGCUACGGCAUCCACGGGCACCCCCGGCUCAACCACCGCUACCGGGUGUACGCCGGGUGUACUAGGGAACUGGGGAUACUGGGGGUACUGGGAAUGGGAACUGGGGAUACUGGGAGCACUGGGAAUGGGUAACUGGGGAUACUGGGGGCACUGGGAGCACUGGGAAUGGGUAACUGGGAGCACUGGGAGUGCUGGGAAUGGGUAACUGGGAGCGCUGGGGACGCGCUACGGCAUCCACGGGCACCCCCGGCUCAACCACCGCUACCGGGUGUACGCCGGGUGUACUGGGGGAACUGGGAAUGGGUGACUGGGGGAACUGGGAGCACUGGGAAUGGGUAACUGGGGAUACUGGGGGC